AUGGCCAAUGGGAGAGCAGUCAAUGGGUUCCUGCUCGACAUCACCGGAGUGCUGUACAACAGCAUCUACAAAUCGGACGGAGUGGCCAUUCCGAUGUCCGCCGAGGCAGUCAAUUUGUGAGUUUUUUUUCUUUUCCGACACGAGCUCACCCACAAAUUAGUAUCGAUCCUCUCCGUAGACUAAUAAUUUCAGCCUCUACCAAAAUUCGAAAGUGAAAUUUCUGAGCAACGCGAAAGGAAACUCAAAUAGAAAUGUAGCUCGGAGGCUGCAGAGACUCGGGAUCAAGUGAGUUUUCAAGUUCCCACCUCCCGCACGGCAAAUAAUGUGUUCAGUGUCCGAGAGGAAGACGUGAUCACGCCGGCGCCAGUGGUUGCCCAGUACUGCCGGGAGAACGAGUUGCGCCCGCAUCUUUUCGUCAGAGACGGUAGCCAUUCAUUCAGUUCGUCACCGAUCUUUCUUUCUCUCAAGAUGUGCUCGAGUACUUCGACGGCAUCGACACGACGUCGCCGAACUGCGUCGUGAUGGGCGAAGUCGAGGAGGGCUUCUCGUUCGAGCGCAUCAACCGCGCCUUCCGCGUCCUCAUCGACAUGCCCAAGCCGCUGCUCAUAACAAUGGGAACGGGUAAUAAUUGCUUCCUUUCCCUCAUUCAACCCACAAAGUUUCCCCUUUCCAGCAAGUUCUUCCAACGUGUCGAUGGCCCGUGCAUUGACGUCGGAGCCUUCGCCGCUGCUCUCAAGUUCUCGACCAACUGCGAGGUCCUGAACAUCGGCAAACCGAGCCGGUUCUAUUUCGAGCAAGGAAUGAACGCGCUGGGAUUGAAGCCGGAGGAGGUGAGCAUCUUUGCGAUGAAUCAUUUCAACUGCAUCUCUCUCUCUUCCGCAGAUUGUAAUGGUGGGCGACGAUCUGAUGUCAGACGUGGGAGGAGCACAGGCGUGCGGAAUGCGUGGCAUCCAAGUCAGAACCGGCAAAUGGAGACCGGACUUUGAGAAUAUGCCGGUGAAACCGGACCUGACCACCGACUGCCUGUACGACGCGGUGAAACUGAUUGCGGAUAACGGAUUCCGGUUGUAA
This is a messenger RNA of Caenorhabditis sp. 36 PRJEB53466, 1071 nucleotides long. The record is from the annotation of a GenBank genome assembly. Lineage: Eukaryota; Metazoa; Nematoda; Chromadorea; Rhabditida; Rhabditidae.